AGACAUUAUUUCAAGGGCUUACAGCUAAUUGUUAUAUCUGUGAAACUGUGAACUGUGUUCAGUUUUUUUUUGAUUUUCUUGAUUUUUAAUAUUUUAAUAAUAAAAAGAGUAAUAAAGAUUUCAACGAGAGAUAGUGAAUUAUCAUAAAAGCAAUAAUAUUCUAGUGAUAAAAUUUUGUAAUUGGAAAUGAGGAUUGCCUACGGCGUUUUAAGUCUCCUCACUGUCCUGGAAGUUUCAGAAAGCUCAGGAUUAUUUGGUCAAAUUAGUGAUUUUAUCUGGCCAACAUUUUCAAGAGAGAGUGAGACAAUCCGGGAGACAUCAUCAGCUGGAGAUGUGCCAAAAAUACUCUAUGAACUCACACCGCAAGAGACAAUCUUCCUCGAGGAGGUAAUGGCAUUGUCCGGAACGAAAUCGCCGGCGAAUCUGGAUCGAUGCCAACAGAGAGUUGUGCUGAAAUUGCGUAAACACUGUAGGGAGAUGAAUGAAGAAGAACUGGGAAUGCUGGCUAUAAUGCUACUCAAUUGCCAGAGACAGGCAGAGGGGCGCAAUGUGCUAGAAUGCUCAGACACAAUGUCUCUCAAAGACUGUGUUUCUUCUAUUGAUUCAGAAGCUUACAGUUCAUAUCAGUUGAUGACCAAUAGAGCUAAGGCUGUUUGCAUUGUUGUGGGUCAACAACAGUAUCGUGUUUGGGCAGAAAAUGCUGUAAACAAACUUACGGAUUAUGCUAACGAGCAACUCCUGGCAUCGGAUCGUCUUACCGAAGGCCAAAGACAUCUUCAGGAACUGGUCGAUAGUACAAAUAGCAAAAUAGUUGACAAGGAGAGAGAAAUUCUGACUCUAAUCGACUUUAUUCGUGCAAAAUCCAUGGCUGGUGUUAGAGAAGUUUCACGUGAAAAUUCACAAUGGAUGGAAUUACACAAGCAAAAAAUCGAGAGUACACUGAGAGAAUUCAGCAAGUUUUCAACUGAAAUCUCAGAUACAAAUACUCUCCUCAAGGCAGAUCUUGAGCUAUUGCACGGAAACUCUCUGAAGAUUGCUCAAGAAAUUAGCAUGGCUAAUGAGGAGCUUCUUCAGCAAAUAGAUAAAAUUUCCAAACAGUACAAAUUAACGCUUAAUCAAUUGGGUGACAUUCAGAAGACAGUUGAGCUUCUUCUGAAGACAAUCAAUACAUGGCAGGAAAAUCUGAAUCGCAAUAGCGAAUGGAUUGGUCAGAUUCUAGGAGGAAUCAAUGUCUACAGAGGUUUUCUCUAUGUGGGAUUCCUAUUCCUAGGCAUGAUUGUCUUAUCCUUCAUCCAAGUGGAUACUUGGAGCAGGAUUCUAUUUGUCACAGUCACAAUUGCAAAUGGCUUGAGCGAUUUGUACUUGGAUAUAGCUCUGACUAUCCCAAUUCUCUCGAGUACUUUACUGUGUCUCUUGGGUGGAAUGUAUUUGUUUGGCUUGAUCAACUGGAAAGAGUUGUUCAGUGCAAAUCCUGAAGGGAAUGAGCCCCAGAGAGAAAGACGUAGUGUGACUCCUCAUCGGAGGAAUGCUCAGGAAUCUUUUUUCACAUGCACAGCCUUUACACCUCAAGGGGAUAGAUGCCAAAAUCCCAGUUCUGAGAAUGGUAUCUUUUGCCCAGAACACUCAAUGAGGAGGAAAUACGGACGCUAAAAGCGAAAUUGAGAGUAAUAUUAGCUCUCUAAAUCGGUUAAUGGAAUUAUUUAUUGUUAAAUGCGACGUUGCAAUUACAAGGUGAAAAGAGAUUUCUUGGGCAUCGGUAAGAGAGGUAACAGGUGAUGCUGGGUGAUGCAUUUAAUGGUAAAGAGAUGAAUAAUACAAUGUGCAAAAAUAGUGUUUUAAAAGCUAAAUGCAAACUGGAGUUAAGUUUGAAAAAUUUAUAAGUUAGAGCGUUAGUUACAUUUUGUGCAUCAUAUUUGAAUUGAAUUAAAGUUUGGAAAACAAGAGUGAUAAUUUUCCUUUAAACAAGAUCAACAUAUAAUGUUUAUCAUGUUAGAAUAUGUAAGUGAAGGUGAAAUAAUCAAUUUUUUAUUUAAAAAAAAUAUCUAUUCGUAAUCCGUUUGAAUUUAAUUCAACUGAGAAAGAAAAUAUUAAAAUCUUAUUAAAAUUCAACACCGUUUAAACCUGCUAUAGGCCCGCUAGAGGUAUAUUUAUGUACUUUGAUCACGAAAAGCGUUAAAAAGAAAUGAAUGUGGAUCAUUGGCGUGUAGACAAAAUAUAACUACCUCUCAUAAUGAAAUAUAAAAAAAAUUGUUUUCAAUAAAAAUAUAAAUUUUAAGUUUCAAA
This is a messenger RNA of Phlebotomus papatasi, 2283 nucleotides long. Its product is annotated as protein brambleberry-like. NCBI's taxonomy places the organism in Eukaryota, Metazoa, Arthropoda, Insecta, Diptera, Psychodidae. The coding region runs from base 187 to 1650 and encodes 487 amino acids. The transcript has 6 exons. The record is from RefSeq and is a predicted model, not a curated record.